ACAAAGAAGGAGAGAGAUGGAGUGCUGCAUCAGACGACCUGGCCUCUACAAUCACCCAACCUCAACCCAAAUGAGUUGGACCGCAGAGUGAAGGAAAAGAAGCCAACAAUUGCUCAGCAUAUGUGGGAACUCCUUCAAGACGGUUGGAAAAGCAUUCUAGCUGUCAUCAAGGCAAAGGUGUUGUCUCCUCCCAGCCCACCCCCACCAGCCAAUCAGAAUGGAGGUGAACAGUACGGCCACCAUCUUGUCCUCUGCCUUCCUGGCCGUGGAAUAUGUUGAUGCUGUUUUACCUGACAACCCUCUUCAGCCUUCACUACAAUACGCCUGGGGGUAUGUGAAUGAGAACUACACUAAAUUCCAGAUCGCCACCUGGGGUUCUCUCAUCGUCCACGAGGCCAUCUACUUCCUGUUUUGUCUACCUGGUUUCCUGUUUCAGUUCCUUCCCUUCAUGCAGAAGUACAAGAUCCAACAGGACAAGCCAGAGACGUGGGAGAAACAGUGGAGGUGUUUCAAGAUGCUGCUGUUCAACCACUUCUGUAUCCAGCUGCCCAUGAUCUGUGGAACGUACCACUUCACUGAGUUCUUCAGCAUCCCCUACGACUGGGACAGCAUGCCACGAUGGCCCUACCUGUUAGCUCAGUGUCUAGGCUGUGCUGUGAUAGAGGACACCUGGCACUAUUUCCUCCAUCGCCUGCUACAUCACCGCAGUAUCUACAAGCACAUCCACAAAGUGCACCACGAGUUCACUGCUCCAUUUGGCAUGCAGGCAGAGUACGCCCACCCAGCUGAGACAGUGAUCCUUGGGUCUGGGUUCUUCAUCGGCAUCAUGGUGUUCUGUAACCACGUGACGUUGUUAUGGGCCUGGGUCGCCUUCCGCCUGCUAGAGACCAUCGACGUACACAGUGGGUAUGACAUCCCUCUCAACCCUCUCCACCUGAUUCCGUUCUAUGCCGGAGCUCGUUUCCAUGACUUCCACCAUAUGAACUUCGUAGGGAACUACGCCUCCACCUUUACCUGGUGGGACAAGAUACUGCACACUGACUCCCAGUACAACAGACACAUGAUGAGCAAGAAGAACCAGUAAACAGACCCUCACACAGACACACGGACACGGACGGUCACGCACACACGGACGGACGCAAAUACUCACACACAGACAGACACACACACAGACACACACAUGCACUUAUGAAUGCACGCUUAAACACACUUCAUGAAGGUCAGAACUGGACUCCUGAGUGUGCAAUGCCUUGUGGGAAAAGAACACACUAAAAUAGAGUAGAACAGUCUUGACCAAUAACAUCAGCCCUUGUCUGGUCUUGACCAAUAACAUCAGCCCUUGUCUGGUCUUGACCAAUAACAUCAGCCCUUGUCUGGUCUUGACCAAUAACAUCCAGGGUUGGGGUCAAAUGCCAUUUCAAUUUCAGUCAAUUCAGGAAGUACACAAACAUUCCAAUUCUAAUUCUCUUCAAUACUUGUAAAUGAGGGACAUUUAGAAUUUGAAUCGGAGUUUGAUUCUCUUUUUGAUUCGUCUGGAAUUGACCCUGAUAACAUCAGGCAUGUUGGAGGUCUUCAGGCUGGGUUUCUGUAUAAGCACUUUGUGACAUCUGCUCAUGCUUUAUAAAUACAUUUGAUUGAUUGAUUGAUUGGCUGGUCUUGACCAAUAGCAUCAGGCCAUUGUUUGGUCUUGACCAAUAGCAUCAGGCCAUUGUUUGGUCUUGACCAAUAGCAUCAGGCCAUUGUUUGGUCUUGACCAAUAGCACCAGGCCGUUGUUUGGUCUUGACCAAUAGCACCAGGCCGUUGUUUGGUCUUGACCAAUAGCACCAGGCCGUUGUUUGGUCUUGACCAAUAGCACCAGGCCUUGUCUGGUCUUGACCAAUAGCACCAGGCCGUUGUUUGGUCUUGACCAAUAGCACCAGGCCGUUGUUUGGUCUUGACCAAUAGCACCAGGCCGUUGUUUGGUCUUGACCAAUAGCAUCAGGCCUUGUCUGGUCUUGACCAAUAGCAUCAGGCCGUUGUUUGGCCUUGACCAAUAGCAUCAGGCCUUGUCUGGUCUUGACCAAUAGCAUCAGGCCAUUGUUUGGUCUUGACCAAUAGCAUCAGGCCUUGUCUGGUCUUGACCAAUAGCAUCAGGCCUUGUUUGGUCUUGACCAAUAGCAUCAGGCCAUUGUUUGGUCUUGACCAAUAGCAUCAGGCCAUUGUUUGGUCUUGACCAAUAGCAUCAGGCCAUUGUUUGGUCUUGACCAAUAGCAUCAGGCCAUUGUUUGGUCUUGACCAAUAGCAUCAGGCCGUUGUUUGGUCUUGACCAAUAGCACCAGGCCGUUGUUUGGUCUUGACCAAUAGCAUCAGGCCGUUGUUCCUGAAUAAAAACAUCCUGGUGAGAUGAUUAUUAUUGAUAAUGUGUUUUUCUUCACUGUUCAUUGUAAUUAAACCAUUUUUUUACGA
Molecule: messenger RNA, 2446 nt
Organism: Oncorhynchus masou masou (cherry salmon)
Lineage: Eukaryota; Metazoa; Chordata; Actinopteri; Salmoniformes; Salmonidae
Product: methylsterol monooxygenase 1
Exons: 7
Coding region: 218-1084 (288 amino acids)
Biological process (GO): sterol biosynthetic process
Cellular component (GO): endoplasmic reticulum membrane
Molecular function (GO): C-4 methylsterol oxidase activity; iron ion binding
Source: RefSeq, a predicted model, not a curated record